CUGUCCCAAUGAAUCUGCCUCGCCGUCUCCUCAAACUGAAACUCCAACACAACAACAUCAAUCACAUCCCUGCCUUCUCGUUCCGUCACCUGCGGCCGGGCCUACAGUCCCUCCAUCUAUCACACAAUGCCUUGAGCAAUGAGGGUAUGGAACGAGUCUCUUUUGCUGGAACGUUCCGCUCAAUGGGUGAGCUCCUUUUGGACAACAAUCGUCUGGAGGAGGUCCCUCGCUGUGUUCGUCAGUUUAAGAACCUGCAGGUGCUGCGACUGGACAACAACCAGAUCAGGCUGGUGAGGAAGUGGGGAGUGUGCCACCCUCGUAAUUCUGGCUUCACCUUGGCUUCAGUCCACUUGGAGAAUAAUCUGCUAGAGUUGGAGAGGAUUCCCCCAAAUGCCUUCUCCUGUCUCACUGAUGCUCAGGGACUGGUCCUCUAUCCACAGCAGGGACACUCAUAAGACCAGUAGGUCGCACAGUGGGACAAACAUACACAGAGAGAUACAUACCCAUAAUAUGCAUCAUCAUGACAUACAGCUACCCAAUUGUUUCUGGGGGUUUUCUGUAUCCUCCAUUUGUCUCCUCUGCUUGCCUCAUUCAUGCAUCAAACCCAUUAGGCAGGGUUUACAGGAAAAUAGCUUUAUCAUGUAGUUUGCUGUGUCAGUCAGUGUUAUAAUUUUAUCAUUGUCAAACCCAUCUUUUUCUUUUUUCUUUUUCUUUUGUCUUUGAUUAGGAAAAUGACUGUUAUGAUUUUGUAUGUAUUAAAGCAAAUGUGUAAUUUACACGGUAAUGGAAGUGGUCAUUAUAUGAAGUGCUCUUGGAAGUGUAAAUAGAUAAACAUUGCAGUGAAAUCCAGAUCCACUCUAAACAAUGGUUGUAAACUGGCUUUUCAUUAAAGUACAAGGUAUUAAAGUGAUGCUUUUGAGAAAACGAA
This is a messenger RNA of Micropterus salmoides (largemouth bass), 928 nucleotides long. RefSeq names its product extracellular matrix protein 2. Gene Ontology annotation, biological process: positive regulation of cell-substrate adhesion; extracellular matrix organization. The record is from RefSeq and is a predicted model, not a curated record. NCBI's taxonomy places the organism in Eukaryota, Metazoa, Chordata, Actinopteri, Centrarchiformes, Centrarchidae. Gene Ontology annotation, cellular component: extracellular matrix. Gene Ontology annotation, molecular function: heparin binding; collagen V binding; protein binding.